CUCCUUCAAGCGGGGUCCAGAGCAUCCAACGUUGCUCAUUGUUCCUCGUCCCGCCCGCUUGCUUUCGUCCUCCUCGCGCAUCGCUACCGUCUUCUCGUGCACUUCAUCUCCCUCGCAGUGCCAGUUCUUUGUUGUUUGCUUGCAUUUCUUUUGUGGGUUCGUGAGAAAAUCGUGCGUUUCGGAGCCAGGGUUGAGAUCAGGUUUCCGCCUUUAGGGUGUUGCUCCGCUCGCCAAAAUUACAGAUCCGGGGCAGAAGCAGUCCGGCACGUCGGGGUUCAUGUUGGAGUUGUCGGACACGGAGAUUCCGGCCUCUUUUGACCCAUUCGCGGAAGCGAAUGUUGAGGACAGCGGGGUAGGUUCGAAAGGAAGUGGCUAUGUGCAUGUUAGGGUGCAGCAGCGGAAUGGACGAAAGAGCUUAACAACCGUUCAGGGGCUGAAGAAAGAGUUCAACUACAACAAGAUUCUCAAGGAUUUGAAGAAGGAGUUCUGCUGCAACGGAGUCGUGGUUCAGGAUCCAGAACUGGGUCAGGUUAUCCAGCUUCAGGGUGACCAGCGGAAGAAUGUCUCCAACUUUCUCGUUCAGGCGGGGAUUGUAAAGAAAGACCUCAUCAAGAUUCACGGUUUUUAAACCUGUGGACCGCCACGAUGCGGUGGCGCUGUCGAUUGUAUUCAUGACAUAUAUGUCUGGAAGGGCACCACCGUAGAUAUAAUGUGGCGUAUUAUACUUGAUGCGGGAAGUAAUGGCAGAUCUGUGCAUGUUGCAGUCAAUCGUGGAAUAGAACCAUUUAGAGCUUAUGGUCGCGACUUGUCGUCGUAGGUAUCCUUUGGUGUGUAUUGCAGCUGGAUGGGUAGUAGAUGUGGGGAUGAAUAAUAUGUACCGCAAACUAUGGUGUUCUUUUAUUAUUGUGAACCUAUUUGUUGAUUACUACUGAA
This is a messenger RNA of Physcomitrium patens, 933 nucleotides long. RefSeq names its product protein translation factor SUI1 homolog. Gene Ontology annotation, biological process: translational initiation. NCBI's taxonomy places the organism in Eukaryota, Viridiplantae, Streptophyta, Bryopsida, Funariales, Funariaceae. The record is from RefSeq and is a predicted model, not a curated record. Gene Ontology annotation, molecular function: translation initiation factor activity.